GUACCUAAAGCUCAUUUAGUGCGUAGGCACCGCUUCGCAAGGUAAGGUGGCUCCUGAAAUCAAACAAACUAAUUAUUAGUUUUCAGAUAAUUAGCCAGUCUGUAGUUUGUAUUUGUUUAGUGAUAAUUUGGAUUGCCAACUAUACAACGUGUAAUCAUACAAACAGCAGAAGAAACAAUGGGUAUCUGCAUGACUACUGGUAAGACUAUACGAUGACACCGGAUUCAGUAGAAAACGACACUGAAAUUCAGACUAUAAGUAAAUCAAUUCCAUCAGCAAAAGGCGUACCUUUGGGGAUACCAUUCUCCAAAUUCAAUUGGAGUGAUGAAUCCAACAAUAUUACCACCUCCGCUGGGGAUUCCAGUGAUCCAGUCUUUGUUAUUGAUGCUUCUGCAGUGGCCAAUUUGCCCACAUUAAAUGACUCCCCAAUAAAAAAAAACUACAACGAAUUACCAAAACGGAUACCGUUGGUAAUUCAGAGAACUAUCAAGGAAUCGGAUAUUUACAACAUUCCGAAAAUUAAUAUAAUUUUCGUUUUGGACGCAGAAAUGCAAAGAUCAGAAAUUAUAACCAAUUUAAAACAUCUUACGGAAAUCAGCGGAAGAUUACACCAUGUUGAUAUGAUGCCGAUAUUUCUUGAAGUCGUUUCUACUAUUGGCAGCCAAGAUACAGACAUGAUUCCGCCCUCCAAAGCUCUUGAAGUUUUUAUCAAUCGAAUUUCAUCGGAAAUCAUAAACGUUGAUGCCGUUCUCGUCACGGGAUAUCCACGAAAUAUGCGAGAUGUAGUCGAAUACAUGGCAAGAGUUCAACGAAUCAGCGGUGUUAUCCUUCUAAAGGACCCCAACUUUCAGUUAUUUGAAUGUGAUGACGAUUCUACAUCAAAUGACGAUGUCAACCAGGAAUGGAAAAUGACGUCGAAUGCCACUGAUGAACAGCUGAGUCAUUUUCGAUCAAGCAUUUUCCCUGUUAUUCAGUUCUUCAAACAGGAAGAACUUCUCCACAUGGUCACUCUUGAACGAUCUUUUCUGGAAAUUUUCCACGAUAUUUACGAUAAAGUUCUGUUGAUCCUGUCACGACUUCCUCAGUCACCUACACAUGAAAUUAUGACGGAAGAGAAAGAAGUUGUGGACGCUACUACACUCACGUCACCUGUUCGUAAUAACUCUUCAAUUAGCCGAGAAGUCAGUUCGAAAGAGCGAUCAAGGAUCAAGUCUUCAAACCUACACCAAAAGGCCUUGAACAAAGAUGUCAGAGACGUCCUUUCGUUGGUACAAGCUGGGUCCAUUAUGGAGAGGGUGUCUUCUGUUAAUGCAAAAUCAAGGAAGAAGUAAGGAGCCCCUAAUAGUGUGCUGAGACAUUUUUUUUUCUUAAAUGGACGCCCGUCAAGGUUAAUAAGUUCAAAGUAUCAAGUUUCGCAGCACAUCAUUAAUAAUAACACAGAAAAAAAAUCGCUUUCCGCACUUUCGUGUAGCCCAAAUGACAAACAAGAUUAAAUCCAGGAUUGUAUAUUAGCUACCAAUAUAAAUACUUAAGAAAUAAUAAUACACGAUUAUGUUAACCAAA
This is a messenger RNA of Daphnia pulex (common water flea), 1563 nucleotides long. RefSeq lists its product as uncharacterized. The record is from RefSeq and is a predicted model, not a curated record. The transcript is spliced from 7 exons. NCBI's taxonomy places the organism in Eukaryota, Metazoa, Arthropoda, Branchiopoda, Diplostraca, Daphniidae. Bases 213 to 1331 code for a protein of 372 amino acids.